Miscanthus lutarioriparius is the source of this 531-nucleotide messenger RNA. The record is from the annotation of a GenBank genome assembly. NCBI's taxonomy places the organism in Eukaryota, Viridiplantae, Streptophyta, Magnoliopsida, Poales, Poaceae.
AUGUGGUACCAGACCAGCUGCUUCUUUAAUAAGAUUUUAGAAGCAGCAUAUAGUAAUCGCCUCGUGUGCACCAGAGCGGAGGGUGAGACGACGCGACGUGGGAAGCAAGAUGCAGAUCUUCGUGAAGACGCUGACGGGAAGACGAUCACGCUGGAGGUGGAGAGCAGCGACACCAUCGACAACGUGAAGGCGAAGAUCCAGGACAAGGAAGGCAUCCCGUCGGACCAGCAGCGCCUCAUCUUCGCGGGGAAGCAGCUGGACGACGGCCGCACCCUGGCCGACUACAACAUCCAGAAGGAGUCGACGCUGCACCUGGUGCUGCGCCUCCGCGGCGGCAGCAGGGGCGGCUACCCCGAGGGGAUCGGGCCCAGCCUCCGCGAGCUCGCGCAGAAGUACAACGAGAACAAGAUGGUCUGCCGCAAGUGCUAUGCACGGCUUCCUCUCAGGGCAACCAACUGCCGCAAGACGUGUGGGCACACCAACGCGCUGAGGUCAAAGAAAAGGUUCAUGUCCAAGAUUGGUGGAACAUGA